GGAGUUACAAAAAAGAAAAAUGCUUGAACGACAACAAACACGAUAAACAUUAGGGAACUUUACAAAAUUGUCGUGUAUAUUCUUCCUAUCCAGGGCGUUGCUCUGAGCAGUGACGUUAGGAUAACCCCGCCCACGUGUUUUAUGCGACUCCGGUCCAGCAUGGCUCCUUCCUGGAGCUAGAAGACAGCUAGCGAUAGUUUGGGGGAGAAGUAGUGCAGUGCACAGGAAAUCCCACGCAAUCACGAUAUCUGGGCUUCUUGUAGGGAUACCAUGGGCAUCCCGAGGCUGCUCUCAAACGCAAUGGGUCGGGUCAGCACAGUCCGAUAUUACCAGACAGUGCUGGUUAUCGCAGCCGCGCUGGCUGUUGUUGCAUUUUACAGUUUCGGAUCGGAUCGACAGAACUUUUCCAGCACUACCAAGCGUAUCAAAGAGACUCAUGCCAACCACGCAAACAGCAACGACUGCGAUCUCUCCCCCGAUACCAAAACCGAGCACCGCGAUUCAAAAGCUGCAGCAGCUGCAAGCGUGCGAGACGCUGGCACAGCGAGCACGGACAGUGUUAACGCAGCGGCGUGGAAGAGAGGGACGCCGGAGGAGGAGCGUCCGCGGUAUUUUCACGCGAUUAUGAUGUUCGCCAAAGUGGACAAGAGCCAGUCGCUGCAGCACAAGUUCCAGAUUGCCAUGAGAUCGAUGCUGAAGCAUGCCAGGUUCGAGGACGGGGAAGUCUUGACCCUGCAUUUUGUGAGCGACGAACCGAGCAGAGAGAUCGGGGAAAAGAUGCUGAAAGACUUGCUGCAGGGCGCCACCUUCCGGUGUGAGGUCAGCUUCCACAAUGUCAAGGCACUGACGGAGAAGCUGUUUCCCAUCGUGGAGGCCAUGCAGAAGCACUUCAGCGCUGGUUCAGGAACCUACUACAGUGACUCCAUCUUCUUCCUGUCUGUCGCCAUGCACCGCAUCAUGCCAGCAGAAAUCAAGCGGAUCGUGCAGUUAGACUUGGACCUGAAGUACAAGACCAACAUCCGGGAGCUGUUCGAGCAGUUUAACCACUUCCCUGCCGGAGCCGUCAUCGGGAUUGCCAGGGAGAUGCAGCCGGUUUACAGGCACACCUUCUGGGCGUACCGCAGGGAGAACCCUGAUUCCAAAGUGGGUGACCCUCCCCCAGAUGGCAAUCCUGGGUUCAACAGCGGGGUCAUGCUCCUCGACCUUGAGGCCAUGCGGCGCUCAGAACCAUACAACCAGCUGCUGGAGCCCCGGAGCGUGGGCCGGCUGGCGGACAAGUACCGCUUCCAAGGGCACCUCGGCGACCAGGACUUCUUCACCAUGAUCAGCAUGGAGCACCCCUCUCUUUUCCAUGUGCUGGACUGCGUGUGGAACCGGCAGCUCUGCACCUGGUGGAAGGACCACGGGUAUGGGAACGUCUUCCAGCUGUACUACCACUGCCAGGGUCCCGUCAAGAUCUACCACGGGAACUGCAAUACGCCCAUUCCCGACGACUGAGGGCUGGAGCACCACAGCCAAAACUCAGUGAGGGUUUAGCUGAUAGUACUCACUCUAACUGAGCGUACUGUGCUUGCUACACUUACUUUCAGGGUCAUCUACAGAAACUGCUCUGCAGCACCCCUCCUCGGCCCCAGAAUCUCUACCCCCAGCACGUUGGAUAAAGGAUCUAACUGUCAGAUCAUCUAAAGCUGCACCAAAUAAGAAUUAUCAGUGAUUACUUCUGUAAUGUGAGGUGAUACACAUUGAUGAAGAGCAAGAACAGUCUUCUUACCUCUUGUAAUUGUCUUUUUUUCUGCCCAGUGUGCCCCAGCAAUCUUCUGUUUUUUUAGGACUUCUGUUUCAUAUUCUGCACGCUGGUCGUAUUUAUAACCACUGUAACUAAUGCUUUGCAUACACACCAGUUCCGUUUUAUUGAUUCAGUCAAUUCA
Polyodon spathula (Mississippi paddlefish) is the source of this 1928-nucleotide messenger RNA. It is a transcript of the gene xxylt1, whose product is annotated as xyloside xylosyltransferase 1. The coding region runs from base 271 to 1497 and encodes 408 amino acids. The transcript is spliced from 4 exons. The record is from RefSeq and is a predicted model, not a curated record. Gene Ontology annotation, molecular function: UDP-xylosyltransferase activity. Lineage: Eukaryota; Metazoa; Chordata; Actinopteri; Acipenseriformes; Polyodontidae.